GUUAUCAACAAGGACCCAAUCAUGAACGGUCACUGCAAUGGAAAGAUCAGCAACACUGUUGAAGACUACAACAGAAACGAAAAAAAGUGCUUCGGCGACCUCGCCGUAGAAAUGAAAAAGUCUGCGGUAAUCUGCGAACAAGAGUUUUCUCGCAAAAAGACAGAAGACGAGUCCAGGUUGCCAGCCAUCGAGGCGGCGUACUCGAUCAUCCUACGUGAACUGGGAGAGGACACCGAUCGCCAGGGCUUAUUGCGCACACCUUUACGCGCCGCCAAAGCCAUGCAGUUCCUUACAAAGGGCUACCAUGAGAAUGUUAACGAUAUCCUGAAUGAUGCCAUAUUUGACGAAGACCACGACGAGAUGGUGAUUGUGAAGGACAUCGACAUGUUCUCACUGUGUGAACACCACCUAGUGCCCUUCUUCGGAAAAGUUCAUAUAGGCUACCUGCCAAACCAAAAAGUUGUGGGACUAAGCAAGCUGGCAAGGAUCGUGGAGAUCUUCAGUCGGAGACUUCAAGUACAGGAGCGUCUGACCAAGCAGAUCGCCACGGCCGUUUCAGAGGCCCUGCAGCCGAAGGGGGUCGCUGUGGUCAUCGAGGCUGCGCACAUGUGCAUGGUGAUGCGUGGAGUGCAGAAGAUCAACACCCGAACCGUGACCAGCACCAUGCUGGGUCUGUGCAGGGAAGACCCAAAGACCCGGGAAGAGUUCCUCUCCCUCACCAUGCGCUAG
Gadus chalcogrammus (walleye pollock) is the source of this 729-nucleotide messenger RNA. RefSeq names its product GTP cyclohydrolase 2 (gene gch2). Gene Ontology annotation, cellular component: cytoplasm. Gene Ontology annotation, molecular function: GTP binding; zinc ion binding; GTP cyclohydrolase I activity. The coding region runs from base 22 to 729 and encodes 235 amino acids. NCBI's taxonomy places the organism in Eukaryota, Metazoa, Chordata, Actinopteri, Gadiformes, Gadidae. The transcript has 6 exons. Gene Ontology annotation, biological process: tetrahydrofolate biosynthetic process; tetrahydrobiopterin biosynthetic process. The record is from RefSeq and is a predicted model, not a curated record.